Saccoglossus kowalevskii is the source of this 840-nucleotide messenger RNA. RefSeq names its product homeobox protein rough. The record is from RefSeq and is a predicted model, not a curated record. NCBI's taxonomy places the organism in Eukaryota, Metazoa, Hemichordata, Enteropneusta, Harrimaniidae. Gene Ontology annotation, cellular component: nucleus. Gene Ontology annotation, molecular function: DNA-binding transcription factor activity, RNA polymerase II-specific; RNA polymerase II cis-regulatory region sequence-specific DNA binding. Gene Ontology annotation, biological process: regulation of transcription by RNA polymerase II.
AUGGCAAUGGAUGACAAACUAGCGAAUAAGUCGGCGACAGUAGUGGACAACUGCACAGCAGCGUCGACGGAUUCGACCUGCAGCUCACCGACGACGUCGUCAUCACCAACGACGACGGCCAUAACGAGAACGACGGCAUCUUUAUCGGAGCCCAGGCUCUCAGCUUUCACAAGCAUAAACAACAGUAAUAUCGGAAAGACGCCAGGAAAAGAUGGAGUGUCGUCAUCACUCUCGGCUGCUGUGUCGGUCACUUUUUCUAGCAUCUCGAGAUCACUUCACGAACAAGCUAGCAGUUUUCAAGCUUACCAGUCCAUGUUGAAAUCACAGCCACCUACCUCGACGCCAUUUUCCUCCUACAGUGACAUACAGAGAAAUCUACCAGCGUUGAAUCCCGCCUCAGGGUUAGCAUUUUCCCCGGCAGCGAGUAUAUUUGCUCGACGGCGACGGAAAGAAAAUAGGCCUCGUAGACAGCGGACGACUUUCACAAGUGAACAGACACUUAAACUGGAGAUGGAAUACCACAGAACCGAAUACAUCACCAGGCCUCGAAGAUUCGAGCUAGCGGAAAUGUUGGACCUGACGGAAAAUCAAAUUAAAAUAUGGUUUCAAAACAGGCGAGCCAAAGACAAGAGAAUCGAAAAGGCUCAGAUGGACCAGCAUUACAGAUGUAUGGGCUUAGCGCCGCCCGGAAGUGCCUAUUCACUCGGAUCAGCGUAUCCAGGAGCAUUCUGUGGAGCAUGUUACUACAAACCAACAACCGCUACGGCCGUGACGUCAACAAUACCACACAAUGCUGUCGGCCACCCUUAUCAACUCGUCUGAUCAACAUGUUUCCAAAAC